Molecule: messenger RNA, 1213 nt
Organism: Brassica oleracea var. oleracea
Lineage: Eukaryota; Viridiplantae; Streptophyta; Magnoliopsida; Brassicales; Brassicaceae
Product: zinc finger protein HD1-like
Exons: 4
Coding region: 88-990 (300 amino acids)
Biological process (GO): regulation of flower development
Cellular component (GO): nucleus
Molecular function (GO): protein binding
Source: RefSeq, a predicted model, not a curated record
UAAUAAGCCUCCUCUCUCUCUUGUCAUAAAAAGGGACCAAAGUCCCAAUCUUUUUCUCUCAAAUUCCCAACUUGGCCUCUGUUUUUCAUGUUUGCUUUCUUUAUGUUCACUUUCUCUUCCUCCUCUUCUCUGAAAAAACAUUUGAUACUUCCAAAGUUUUCUCUCACAAACAGCAAGAACACAAAAAUGUAUGCAGAUUCUGGGUUAAUGAUCAGUUACAUGCAUAAUUGUCCACCAGAUUUUCAACAAAUUGAAGACCUCUUCAAAUCAUACAAGCUCUCUGAUGAUGAAAUGAACAACGCUUUUGCUAAGUCAACAAACAUAACUGACUAUGACCUUGGAGAAGAAGGAGAUCUAUUCAAAGCUCCUGAUCCAAUUCUUGAAGAGCCAAUCUUAGCCGUUGAUCCACUCUCAGCUGCUUUGACAAUGAUCUCUUGCGGCGAAGACUCUUCGCAAGGGCUUUGCGAGCUUCCUGAUCUAGGGUCACUUCAGAGUGGCCAAGAGCUUCUUGACAAAGCCUUUUAUGAGUGUGAGCAAGAUCUCAUGAUGAAGUCAGCUAUGGAGCCUUCAUUCUCUGAUGUCUUAGACGUCAAGAACAUAUCUCUGAUCACCACUGAGAGCCAGGAUUUGCAGAAGAGCGUUAGCUCGGAGAAUUUGAGCUCUAUGGGUUGGUCACAGAAUCAAGAAGCAGUUGUGGUUCAGAACUUCCCUGAUUUUUCUCAGUUGGAUUUUGGUUAUGUUAAUGGGAUGCGACGAGCCUUUAGUGAAGGCGACAUACAGAAACUUGGGACUGGCCAUUUUCAAUCUCCACUGGAUAUGAUUAUUGUGAGCUGUACUUCAGAUGAUAGACGUGAGAAGCUGUCUCGAUACAGGAACAAGAAGAGCAGGCGAAACUUCGGACGCAAAAUCAAGUAUGCUUGUAGGAAAGCUCUUGCAGAUAGCCAACCAAGGAUCCGAGGAAGGUUUGCCAAAACAGAGGAGAGGAAGUAGAAUGAGUUCAAAAGAAUUGGAUGGGACUGCAGAAAGUUGAAGAAUGAGGAGAUAAGGAUCAUGUCACUAGAAACUAGUUUUGUUUUAUAUAUAAUGUAUAAUGAUGUUAUGAGCAUUUAAUUAGUUUUUGUAUAUAAAGGGUUUCUCUAAAAUAAGCUUUUUUUAAGGAAAGAAAAAUUGUAGCUACAGAAGUUAUGUAAUGGUGAUGUGAGAUGUGUAGAUA